Molecule: messenger RNA, 2454 nt
Organism: Paramacrobiotus metropolitanus
Lineage: Eukaryota; Metazoa; Tardigrada; Eutardigrada; Parachela; Macrobiotidae
Exons: 7
Coding region: 112-2292 (726 amino acids)
Molecular function (GO): protein binding
Source: RefSeq, a predicted model, not a curated record
UGAGCAGUUAUCAUGUCUCCUUAACGAAUAACAUAAAGUUAGUAACGUUUCGCAGUGGUACGUACCAGCAAUCUCCAUGUAACGGGAUCUGUACUACGUCUGUAUUGAAACAUGGGAGCGUCAGCUAGCACAGAAGCUGGACCUAUGCACGCAGCUGUUGCUGAAGCGAACGUGUCGCAAGUACGCCACCUCUGCUCGACUGCUGAAGUUAGUGUAAUCAACCAGGAAUGUAACGGUGAAACACCCUUGACGCUUGCACUGCGGGAUUGCGUCGAUAUUGCCGUUCUCCGUGAGCUACUACAGUGUCCACGUUUGGAAGUUAACAAACCGACCACAAUACUGCAAAACACUCCGCUGAUGACCGCCGUGCUGCUCUCAAGUCUCUUCAGUUCCAAAACCAGCAUCCUGCAGAAAGCGGAACUCAUAGCAGCACACCCCCGAUGCCGGUUUGCGUUACGGAAUCGCGAGAAUCGAACUGCGCUGGAAAUGGCGCUACUCACACAGAACUUCGCCGUUAUUGGGUGUUUGUUACCCGGUGAGCGAAUUACGCAGUACACACCGGAAGAUAUAAUCAGGAUGGGUGCGUGGGCUGUGAAGAGCGACAACGUGGAUCUGGUGGCUGCGAUUUUGGACAGUGUUCCGGAGGGGAUUCAGAAAGUGCUACUGGACCUUGCAAAGGAAAUUUUAGAUAACGAACCGGCGGUUGACGCCGCUAACCAUCCAGUCGAACCUGAGCAAAAUAUACCUCCACUGCAUUGCGCCAUUUUACGUGAAUCCACUGUCGCCGUCCAAGAAAUCCUGCAGCAAUCAGACACUGACGUCAACCAGAAAGUGGUCGGCUUAACACCGCUGAUGCUGGCCAUUUUUGGACGUAGUAUACCGAUUGUCCAAAUGCUCGUGGACACUCCGUUCAUCGAUAUCAACAUGACCUCAACUGGUUUCAACAAGAUAACGGCGUUAGCCAUGUGUGCCUUUCCGGGUGGCAGUGUGGACGAAGAAGAUCGGAUUAAGAAGAUUAACGCCAUUCUGGCUCAUCCUGAGUGUGAUCCCACGCUGAAGGACGAACACGGGGUCAACGCUCUGGGGAUGGCGGCCAUGUUCGGCAACCAGAAGAUGGUCGAUUGUCUGAUAGCGGUCGGUGGCAUUGACCGGUAUGCGGUGGAUGAUGUGUGGCGGUGUAUGCGGUUUGCCAUUAGUACGGGUUAUCUCCGUUUGGCGCAAACCAUGUGUGAUGCUGUUCGGGGGGAACGGCAUGCGGUGCUGCGAAGCAGGUUGGACCCGUCAAAUGCGCCGGAGGCACUGAAGACAGCCAUGCGGAUAAAACCCCAUAUGGUCAACGGGACUCUGCUGCAUUACACCCUGAAGUAUGCACUGCGCAUGGGCCGGCCCGUAGUGGGUAGCCAUGUUAUUAUUCGCCAAGACCCAGCGUUAGUGCGGAGGAAACAAGUGGAACACAAUCUGGACUUCGAAGCAGGGAUGUGUAGUUGUUGGGGAACCGUUGAGAUGUUCACGUCUAGCGGUGAUGCAAUAUUAAAGAUGAUCACCGCACCAUCCCUGGCGUGGAAACUUCUAGUCUGUCAUCCCGAAACCCUAGUUGUUAUGUCCCGAGAUGGUUAUGAGGGCCGCGAUGCCGAUGGCCAAGUGAUUAAGGCCAAAGAUGUUGCGCUCAUCGUAGGGAAAGUCGACACUGCCGAUCUUUUACAACCGAGGCCCUCUAGACCGGAUAAUGGUCAUGGGGUUUCGACGGGAAAAUUGUGCGAUAUCCUAUUUUUUAAUGAAGACGGCGAUGUCUGCGUCAGAGUAAACAAGACAAGUAGCUUCGUCAAUCGGAAAGCACUAAGGAAAAUAGGCAAAGUGUUAUGUGGCGACGGUUCUCUCGUCCAGGUUGGCGAUAAAAUUCGGGUAAUCCUCAUGGAAACUGCAUUCCAGGCCGUGCAAACCGAAGAAUUUUACGGCUGGUUACCGGCCCUUGCAAGCUUGAUUGGGGCCACGCUGACGGUGCAGGCGCUGUGGACGUCCGCAUCGGACAAUCCCAAACUUAUGCUGGAGGUGGAGCAUAAUGGGCUCGAGUUCUUUCUUAAUCCACAAGCAGUCGGCUUGUGUGAUCCCGCCCAGCUCGACAUUUUUAGGAGCGCAGCAGAGCCAAUAACUGACAUUUCCGUACACAGUGGUAUCCAGAAUGUAAACCCAGAAGACAGCAUGCAAUUUUCUUCAGAUCUAGCAGCAAUCGAAUGCAGUGCGCUGGAGCAACCCCUUCUCCAGAAGCUAGAUCCCCACAAUUCCAUAUCUUGAAGACAAAAUCAAACAGCUGGAGAACUAAAAUGAUUAAGAAUGCUUGCAGUUUAUUACAAAUGUGUGGCACAGAGUCUAUCUUAUGGAUGUUGUGCUGACGUUUUGAAAAGCGUUUUUAAGGGCGUCAGUGCUCAUAAACGCCAUUUAAUUCUGUUGCUCGCG